Molecule: messenger RNA, 443 nt
Organism: Mirounga angustirostris (Northern elephant seal)
Lineage: Eukaryota; Metazoa; Chordata; Mammalia; Carnivora; Phocidae
Product: putative ankyrin repeat domain-containing protein 26-like protein
Exons: 4
Coding region: 1-354 (117 amino acids)
Molecular function (GO): protein binding
Source: RefSeq, a predicted model, not a curated record
AUGGGGUUUGAAUUUAUAUCAUUGAGACUAAGGUUGCAUGUUCUACUGAUUGAGCCAGCCAGGACUGCUCUCCAUUUGGCCUGUGCCAAUGGCCAUCCAGAUGUUGUUGCUGUCCUAGUGGAGAGGAAAUGCCAGCUUGACCUCUUUGAUAAAGAUUAUAGGACUGCUCUGAUGAAGGCUGUACAAUGUCAGAAUGAGAGAUGUGUGACUAUUCUUCUAGAACACGGUGCUGAUCCAAAUCUUACGGACAUUGCUGGCAAUACUGCUCUCCACUAUGCCGCCCUUGGUUCGAAUACAUCAAUAGCAGAGAAGCUGCUUCUACACCAUGCAAAUAUUGAAGUGAGAAACAAGUGACCCAUUUGGAUCAAGAGUGCCUUAUGUUGCCAUCUGGGAUCCUGAUACCAUUGACAGAAGAGAAUCAAGCAUGUUUGUGUAACCUGGAG